Bactrocera neohumeralis is the source of this 627-nucleotide messenger RNA. It is a transcript of the gene fh, whose product is annotated as frataxin homolog, mitochondrial. Gene Ontology annotation, cellular component: mitochondrion. The record is from RefSeq and is a predicted model, not a curated record. The coding region runs from base 30 to 608 and encodes 192 amino acids. Lineage: Eukaryota; Metazoa; Arthropoda; Insecta; Diptera; Tephritidae. The transcript has 2 exons. Gene Ontology annotation, biological process: intracellular iron ion homeostasis; iron incorporation into metallo-sulfur cluster. Gene Ontology annotation, molecular function: ferrous iron binding; ferric iron binding; ferroxidase activity.
UUGAACAGCUGAUUAGAUCAUUGUAGAGAAUGUCGAGUUUAUUGGUUUUACGUGCUUUAAGAAUUUGUAUAAAUAAAAAUCAUGGACGAAAUAUAUAUAGACUAAAUUUCGGAAGACAAUUGCCACAUUUGCAUAGGCCGAUAAAUUCAACUUCCUCAUAUCCUCAAGUACUGUCAACACACAGAUCAUUUGGGUCUACAACCGAAAGCAAGAAUGACACAAACGCAACUUUGGUGGAUAGCAACACAUAUGAGCGAGUUUGCUCUGAGACUCUAGACGCGCUAUGUGACUACUUUGAAGAACUCACAGAGAAUGCUCAAAAUUUAUCAUCUUGCGAUGUUACCUAUGGAGAUGGCGUACUCACUGUUAAAUUUGGUAAUGAGUAUGGCACCUAUGUUAUAAAUCGUCAGACACCUAACAAACAGAUUUGGCUCAGUUCUCCCACAAGUGGACCCAAACGUUAUGAUUUCGUAUCAACUGAAGGGCAGUGGGGUAGGUGGAUCUACAAACAUAGCGGCGAAUGUUUACAUGACCUUUUGCAAAGAGAAUUAAGGAAAAUAUUGACAGAACAAGACUUUGACUUUUCCCAACUUCCUUACGGGAAAUAAAUACUAAAACAACGAUGUA